AUGGCCGGAGGUGGCGGGAGCGUCCCGCCCUCGCCGCGCGUCGCGCUGCCGUCCGGCGCGCGCACGCCCAACAACGGCUCCCGCACGCCGCCGCCCGCGUUCGGCGCGCCGUCGCCGGCGCCGCUGCUCGCCGCCGGCGGCUCGCUGCAGCACCAGGGGUCAUUCUUUGGGUCCCUCUCUAUCCAAAACUCCCUGGUUGUCCAGCUGGGCGCCAACGGCGCCGCCGGCGCGCCGCCGUCUGUCCCGCCGUCCCCGGGCAUGCCGCCGCGCGGCGGCGCCGCGGCGGCGUUCUCCGAGCACCGCCACCCCAGCGCCGCGCGGCUCUGCGAGCUCGUCUCAAACCCGAUGGCCCGCUGCGACGCGCCGGCGAGCCUGGACCUGCAGGCAGCUUCUCGGGAGCUUCACGCGGCGGCCGCCGCGGUCGCGUCGUCGAUCCCAUCCGCGGGGCCGCUCUCCUCGUCCGGCCUGCUCACCCCCGGCGGCUCCGGCGCGUUCGGCGGCCUCGCGCCGCCGCGCCUGGCGAGCGCGGGGCCCGCGAGCGGCGCGGCGACGCCGCGGGCAGGGGGGCUGCAGCCGCUGUCGCUGGGCGUCGGGGGCAUGUCUCGCUACGGUUCAUUUGACUACAGCCACACGUUUUCGCACCCCCAGCUCGCGUCUGGGGGCUCGGCCACGCACCUGGGCGCGGCAGGCGGCGGCGGCGCCUUUGGCGGCGCCCCCGGCGGCGCGAACGCGGCCGGCGGGCACGUGUCGCCGCUGCUGGCGCGGGAUUCGGAGGCGAUUGCGCAGCGCAUGGUGCACGCGUUUCCUUGGAACAAGACAGGGCAGGCCCACCUGGCUCUGGCCCUGCGCCGCCGCGAGGCCUACCUGCCCUCCGGCGCCGCCACCCUGCGCCUGCAGUGCAGCUGGGGCGGCCCGCACCUCACCGACUGGUCCUGCUCAGAUGCGGCGCUCAGCGCGCGCCGCAGCGCCGCGCGGCGCAAGCGGCGGCGCGCCGGGCUCAUGACGGUCCUGUCGCGCGCGCUGGCCGCCGGCGUCGCCUCCACCAGCGCCUUCAUCGCCCUCGCUGAGCUGGCGCUGGACGCGUCCGACGCGGCCGCGGCGCUCGACGCGGCGAAGCGCGGCAUCAAGUUUGUUUUCGACCGCAGCCGCGCGGGGCAGGAGCGCGCGCGGCACGCGGCGCUGAUGCUCAACCUGCUGGCCGCGCAGGCCAUGUCGCGCUGCGGGCAGCUGGAGGAUGCCACCAAGGUGUUCGGCCGCCUGGCGGCCCGCGUGAGCGAGGGCGAGGUGGCUUUCGGCAACGCCGCGGCCCCCGCCCGCGCCGGGGCGUAA
Monoraphidium neglectum is the source of this 1329-nucleotide messenger RNA. RefSeq lists its product as hypothetical. NCBI's taxonomy places the organism in Eukaryota, Viridiplantae, Chlorophyta, Chlorophyceae, Sphaeropleales, Selenastraceae. The coding region runs from base 1 to 1329 and encodes 442 amino acids. The transcript is spliced from 5 exons. The record is from RefSeq and is a predicted model, not a curated record.